Messenger RNA from Neoarius graeffei (lesser salmon catfish), 5960 nucleotides. It is a transcript of the gene nrxn1a, whose product is annotated as neurexin 1a. The transcript has 19 exons. Bases 1 to 4404 code for a protein of 1467 amino acids. The record is from RefSeq and is a predicted model, not a curated record. NCBI's taxonomy places the organism in Eukaryota, Metazoa, Chordata, Actinopteri, Siluriformes, Ariidae.
AUGAGCUUCUCCAUGCGCAGCGGUGUGCAUGUAAUUUGGAUAGGCCUACUGGUUUGUUGCCUGGUUGACAUAGGGGCUAGCAUGGAGUUCACUGGUGCUGAAGGCCAGUGGGCGAGGUUUCCCAUGUGGAAUGCUUGCUGUGAAAGCGAAAUGAGUUUCAACAUGAAAACAAAAAGCUCACAUGGACUUUUAGUAUACUUUGACGACGAGGGAUUCUGUGACUUCUUGGAACUUCUGCUCCAUAAUGGUAGACUCAGCCUACGCUUCUCAAUCUUCUGUGCCGAGCCCGCCACUGUACUGUCCGAUACUGCGGUCAAUGACAGCCGCUGGCAUGCGGUUACGGUGCGCAGGAAUUUCAAAAACACCACUUUAAUCGUGGAUGAAGAAAUCAAGUGGGUGGAAGUGAAGUCUAAAAGAAGGGACAUGACUGUUUUCAGUCAUUUAUUCUUAGGGGGGAUACCUCCCGAACUGCGAUCAGUAGCCCUGCGGCUCACGUCUGCAUCCAUCAAAGACCAGGUUCCAUACAAAGGAUGGAUAACCAAUUUGAAGGUGAAUGGAUCAGAGCCGAUGAUAAUCGGUAGCGAGGGCAUCAACAGUGACAUUUGUGAAGCGGACCAUAUUUGCCUGAAUGGAGGAGUGUGCAGCAUCGUCAACGACGAACCCAUCUGUGACUGCUCUGAAACAGGAUUCCAGGGGAAAGACUGCAGUGAAGGUCUUGCGCACCUGAUGAUGGGCGACCAAGUGAGAGAGGAGUAUGUGGCGACCUUCAAGGGCUCAGAGUACUUCUGUUACGACCUCUCUCCAAACCCUAUCCAGAGCAGCAGUGAUGAGAUCACACUCUCCUUCAAGACCCUGCAGCGCAAUGGCUUGAUGCUCCACACAGGAAAAUCGGCUGACUACGUCAACCUGGCACUGAAGAACGGUGCCGUCUCUCUGGUCAUCAACUUGGGCUCUGGGGCCUUCGAGGCCCUGGUUGAGCCCGUCAAUGGGAAAUUUAAUGACAAUGCCUGGCAUGAUGUGAAGGUUACCAGGAACCUCCGUCAGGUUACAAUAUCCGUGGAUGGGAUUCUCACCACCACUGGAUAUACACAAGAGGACUACACCAUGCUAGGCUCCGAUGACUUUUUCUAUGUCGGGGGCAGCCCCAGCACUGCCGAUCUGCCUGGAUCUCCUGUUAGCAACAACUUUAUGGGCUGCCUCAAGGAGGUUGUGUAUAAGAACAACGACGUGAGGUUGGAACUGUCUCGUCUGGCCAAACAAGGUGAUCCCAAGAUGAAGGUGAGUGGAAUGGUGGCAUUCAAGUGUGAGAACGUGGCCACGCUGGACCCUGUCACCUUCGAGACCCCCGAGUCCUACAUCACCCUCAGCAAGUGGACUGCAAAAAAAGCUGGUUCCAUCUCCUUUGAUUUCCGCACCACCGAGCCCAAUGGACUGCUCCUCUUUAGCCAUGGCAAGCCCAAACAACAGCAUCAGAAAGACUCCAAGGGUCCUAAAACUAUGAAGGUAGACUUCUUUGCCAUUGAGAUGCUCGAUGGCCAUCUUUACCUUCUACUAGACAUGGGCUCAGGAACAACCAAGACGCAGGCCAUGAACAAGAAGGUCAACGAUGGAGAAUGGUACCAUGUGGACUUCCAGAGGGAUGGUAGAUCAGGCACCAUCUCGGUCAACUCAGUACGCACCCCCUAUAACGCUCCCGGCGAGAGUGAGAUCCUGGAUCUGGAUGACACUCUGUACCUGGGUGGUUUGCCGGAUAAUCGCGCUGGUCUGGUGUUUCCCACCGAGGUGUGGACUGCACUGCUCAACUAUGGUUACGUGGGCUGCGUACGUGACUUGUUCAUGGACGGCCAGAGCAAAGACAUCCGGCGCAUCGCUGAAGCCCAGAGAGCCGUCGGUGUCAAACCUUCUUGCUCCAAAGAACCUCCAAAGCAGUGCUUGAGCAACCCAUGCUUAAACAAUGGCGUGUGUAGGGAGGGCUGGAACCGCUAUGUAUGUGACUGCUCAGGGACUGGCUCCCUGGGUCGCUCCUGUGAAAGAGACGCCACUAUCCUCAGUUAUGAUGGAAGUAAGUUCAUGAAGAUCAAGCUGCCCGUGGUGAUGCACACUGAGGCAGAGGACGUGUCGCUGCGCUUCCGUUCCCAGCGAGCUUACGGUGUUCUGAUGGCCACAACCUCUCGCAACUCUGCAGACACUCUCCGCCUGGAGCUGGACGGAGGCCGUGUCCGACUCACAGUCAAUCUAGACUGUAUCAGGAUUAACUGUACUACCAGUAAAGGCCCUGAGACCAUCUUUGCGGGUCAGAAUCUGAAUGAUAAUGAAUGGCACACGGUCCGUGUGGUCCGAAGGGGGAAAAGUCUGAAGCUUACAGUGGAUGACCUGCAGCCCUCAGAAGGCCAAAUUACAGGAGACCACACGCAGCUAGAGUUCCAUAACAUCGAGACGGGCAUCAUUACAGAAAAGCUCUACAUGCCUGCCGUUCCUUCAAACUUCAUCGGGCACCUGCAGGGUCUGUCCUUCAAUGGCAUGUCCUAUAUCGAUCUUUGCAAGAAUGGGGACAUUGACUACUGUGAGCUAAAUGCCAUGAUUGGCUACAAGAGCAUCGUGGCAGACCCAGUGACCUUCAAGUCUCGCACCAGUUAUGUGACCCUACCAACGCUGCAUGCCUACUACUCCAUGCACCUCUUCCUCCAGUUCAAGACCACUUCCCCUGAUGGACUGAUCCUCUACAACCGAGGAGAUGGCAACGACUUCAUCGUGGUGGAACUGGUUAAAGGUUAUCUGCAUUAUGUAUCUGACUUGGGAAACGGUGCUCACCUCAUCAAAGGCAAUUCUAACACACCUCUUAAUGACAAUCACUGGCAUAAUGUGAUGAUUUCACGCGACACCAAUAACCUCCACACAGUCAAGAUCGACACCAAGAUCACCACGCAAACCACUAUGGGGGCGAAGAACUUAGAUCUGAAAGGUGACCUGUAUGUUGGAGGAGUGUCUAAAGAUAUGUAUAAGGACCUACCGAAACUGGUGCACUCUAAAGAGGGCUUUCAGGGCUGCCUGGCGUCUGUGGACUUAAACGGCCGUUUGCCGGAUCUGCUGUCAGACGCACUGAGCACUACAGGACAGGUGGAGCGGGGCUGUGAAGGUCCCAGCACUACCUGUCAGGAAGACUCGUGCUCCAAUCAGGGUGUGUGUCUGCAGCAGUGGGAGGGCUUUACCUGUGACUGUAGUAUGACGUCGUUUGGAGGGCCGCUCUGCAACGACGCGGGAACGACGUACAUAUUUGGGCGUGACGGUGGGUUGAUUGUGUACACCUGGCCACCCAAUGACAGGCCGAGCACGAGGGCGGAUCGUCUUGCAGUCGGCUUCAGCACACAGCAGAAGGACGCAGUGCUGGUCAGAGUGGACAGCUCAUCUGGCCUCGGAGACUACUUGCAAUUGCAGAUAGACAAAGGCAAUAUCAGAGUGGUGUUCAAUGUGGGCACAGAUGACAUAAAUAUUGAAGAGACCUCAAAAUUUGUAAAUGAUGGAAAGUACCACAUAGUUCGCUUUACAAGGAGUGGUGGUAAUGCCACCUUGCAGGUGGACGAUCUGCCAGUCAUUGAGCGAUAUCCAACAGGCAACAUUGAUAACGAACGCCUGGCGAUUGCUAGACAGCGAAUCCCAUAUCGGCUCGGUCGAGUAGUUGACGAAUGGCUACUCGACAAAGGUCGGCAGCUCACCAUCUUCAACAGCCAGACUACCAUAAAGAUCGGUGGUGGCGAACGGGGCAGUCGGCCAUUUCAGGGCCAGUUGUCUGGCCUCUACUACAACGGCCUCAAAGUGCUCAACAUGGCCGCCGAGGGUGAACCCAAUGUGCGCGUGGAGGGCAGCGCCCGUCUGGUUGGUGACUUGCCCUCCUCGUCCAUCACACCCCAGUCCAGUGCCUCUGCCUCGGGCAACCGCUCUGAAGCUUCGCCCUCCUUGACAGACAUCACCACCACUACGGCAUCCAACCGGCAGGGCAAGCAGACCACAACACCACAGGACGAUCUUUUAGUCGCGUCAGCUGAAUGUCCCACUGAUGAUGAAGACAUCGACCCAUGUGACCCAACCUCAGGUGGGUUAGCACACCCUCCCCUGCAGGAAGUGAAUGGUUACCCGAGCCCGGAGGUGAUCCGUGAAUCCAGCAGCACCACGGGCAUGGUGGUGGGCAUCGUAGCAGCCGCCGCCCUCUGCAUCCUCAUCCUCCUUUACGCCAUGUACAAAUACCGCAACCGUGACGAGGGCUCGUACCACGUGGACGAGAGCCGUAACUACAUCAGUAACUCAGCCACGCAGCCCAACGGAGCUGCUGUGAAAGAAAAACCCAUCGGCGUGGCCAAAAUCUCCAGCAAGAACAAAAAGAACAAAGACAAAGAGUACUACGUCUGAUCCCACAGACUUUUUUUUCCCCUCCCAGUUCCUGUGUUCAGAAGCAUACAGGCAAAAGGGAGGAGACGCAAACCCUGUGUAUAGUAAUUAAGAGGAAAAAAAGCACAGUCUUAGUUUUAACUGAGACGCAGAUAUACUGUUACUAACAAUAAGAACAUAUACUUUAUACCCAAGCACACAAGAACUAUACAGAGCUAUGCGUGUGUACAAAAGGAAUUAAGCGAGAAUGAAAGGAAGCUUGAAAAUGGAGAUCGAUCCUCUGGACAGGUACAAGCCAGUACAACCCUGUAUGUUAGGGUGAAUCUCUUAAAGACAUGGCCACUGGUCAAAACUGAGGUCUUACUGUGUUUCAUAUUAUGUUGCCUGUGUAUGUGUUACUGGGACAUGCCCUCUACAUGCAGAAAAUCCAUAAACAUCUGGAAAAAUGAAAAAGACAUUCACGAAAUGAGAGGAACAAAGUGACUUAUUACACUGAGAAGCUACCUACUGUAUGAUCGUUCAAUCAGCCAAAGUAUUCGCCCCCCCUCUUUUCUAAUGGCGGUGUUGGCCAUCUGGAGACAGAACCAAACUGGAGAUAAAGAAAAGGAUCCAAGCAAAACUCAAUAUCAAGGAUGAAUACCUUGGGUCAAAGAGGACUGUGGAGGCCUUAUUAUGAAGCAAAGUGUAAAAUCGGUCGUUGUUUCUUUUCCGUUUGUAUGUUGUAUGUCAUGAUAAUGACAGCAGCAAUGAGGUGGUGAUGCUGAUGAUUAAGGUAAAGAAUGGCGGGGUCAUUUGGCGAUAGUUUGAGAAAUACUCCAUGCACGUGAAGUAUCUUAUUACAUAUGUUUAUAUACGGUGCAAAGACUAUCUAUGUGUGCUCUCUGGACUGUGGCUGAAGUGGUGUUUUAUAGCCUGUUAUAUAGAUGAUGCCAACUACAGUAUACCUGCUCUUCAAACAUUUUCUAGUAAAAGCAACUGGGAAAAUAAUUAAAAACAGAAGAAAAAAAAACCUAAAUGUUAAUGUGUUGCUAUAGAGAUAGAACCGUUUCUGCCAUUAGCUAUGAACAUUUGGGCUCCUGUAUUUUAUUUUUUAUCCUUUAUGCGCACCUUCAAUGCCAGUAUUUUAUUUCUCCCAUUACUUUUUAUUUUCGCAACUACUUUUUGUGUGUGAACAUACAAAAGACACAAAAACAAGAUUGGGUUUGGGGGGGAAAGCAAACCGUCACAAAGUAAAAUGAUUAGAAUUGUUGAAGCAAUAUCAUUUUGCUCUUCUGACAUGGAUUGACAUCAUGAUGAAAAAAAAAAACAAGGAAAAAACCUCAAAACAAAACAUUGAACUGGAUCCCAAAAUAUAUGUAUUGAAGUGUUUCUGCCAGAAGACACAAAUCUCAACAAGAACUAAAAAUGUAUUGCUUGUGAACACUCCUCUUUGCUAUAUUGUACUACGCUGAAAGCACAAGAGGCACAAAACAAACAAUUUCAGAAUAAAUGUUGGAUUUUUUUGUUUGUUUGUUUUUUUAUUUGUGUACAAUUUUUCUAUGACACAUUCUUUUGUUUUUAUUGUGACAAUUCUUUAA